This is a messenger RNA of Chinchilla lanigera (long-tailed chinchilla), 2439 nucleotides long. It is a transcript of the gene Osm, whose product is annotated as oncostatin M. NCBI's taxonomy places the organism in Eukaryota, Metazoa, Chordata, Mammalia, Rodentia, Chinchillidae. Gene Ontology annotation, molecular function: cytokine activity; oncostatin-M receptor binding. Gene Ontology annotation, cellular component: extracellular region. The record is from RefSeq and is a predicted model, not a curated record. Bases 650 to 1393 code for a protein of 247 amino acids. The transcript is spliced from 3 exons. Gene Ontology annotation, biological process: immune response; oncostatin-M-mediated signaling pathway.
UGGGAGCCUGGUGGGGUAGCUGAUGUGGGAAUGGAGAUGGGGCAGUCUGGCUGGGGGAUGCUCGUCCUGGGGCUAGAACCACAAUCUCGGGGCUGCCAGCCUGGGUCUGGCCUGGCUCUGUGCCCAGGGCUCGGUGGUUUCCGCUCACAGAUGUACCAACAGCCCCAGCGAGAGGGCAGGAAGGGAGUCCAACGAGGAAGAUGGGCUGCUCCCCUCGGCCCAAACCUCGCCGGUGUCCUGCCGGGCAGAGGGCUCCUGGACCAUGGCUGGCCGGAGGCCUCCAGACGCCUGGCCCUCGGUCCCUGCCUCCUGCCCUGGGAACAGCCCCCUGACGAUGGCACAGCACCCCUGCUCCCCACUCGCCCCAAGAAGCCUGAGCUGCGGUUUGCAUCAUCCUUGGGCGUGGGGCUGACCUCGAAGAACGAAUUCGAAGAAAACAGGAGGAGGAGCGGGCAUGCCCAUUGGCCGCCCGUGGAAACUUUGGUUUUUGGGGUCAUGUUCCCAGAAGGCCUGCCCUCCCCCCUCCCCACCCACCUCACGAGGUGUUGGCCAAUCGCCCCAGCGGGCAUAAAGUGGCUGCCAGCCCGCGGGACUCCCAGCUUGGAGGUAUCACCCCCAGCAGGCACGGGCCAGAGCGCGGGCACCCAGCAUGCGGGCACCCAGCAUGCGGGCACAGCGCACACGGAGGCCGCUGCUCAGUCUGGCCCUCGGACUCCUGCUCCUGAGCCCGGCGGCAGAGGCGGCAGUGGCCAUGCGCAGAUGCUCCAGCUCUUACACGCAGCUCCUCGGCCAGCUCCGGAGCCUGGCGCACCUCAUGAAGGACACCAGCUGCCUCCUGGAGCCCUAUAUCCGCCUCCAAGGCCUGGACACACCUGUCCUGAGAGGGUUCUGCACGGAGUGCUCCGGGGCCUUCCCGAGUGAGGACGCCCUGGCGGCGCUGAGCAGGCUCGCCUUCCUGCAGACUGUCAGCGCCACGCUGGACGGCGUCCUGCAGAGACUUGCUGUUUUACAGCAGAAGUGCUUGAAGGCCAAGGACUUGCCAGAGUUCCAUGUGGCCAGGAAGAACAUCCAGGGCGUCAGGAACAACAUCUACUGCAUGUCAGAACUGCUCACCAACGGCUCAGAGACGCCUGAGGCCCCGCUGCCUGGCACAGAGGCUCCACUGAGGCCCUCUGCCCAGGACACCUUCCAAGCCAAGGUGGAGGGCUGUCAGCUCCUAUGUGGCUACCACCGCUUCAUGGGCUCUGUGGAGCAAGUCUUCGAGAAGUGGGGAGACAGCCCGAGUCGUAACCGGAGACACAGCCCCCGCCGGGCCCUGCACAAGGGUGCACGCAGGGCCAGGCCCUCCAGAAGGGUCAAGAAGCCUGUGCCCAGGGGGCAGCUGUCCCGGUAGUCUGAACAGCACUCCUGCAGGUGAAGAACCCAGCAGGUGCUCUAGGGAUGCGAGGAGCAGGUGGAGGAUGCUGUGUCCCCUCCUGGGUUCCCAAACCUGCUCCCUCUGCCCCCUACCGCUCAGAAGUGCACUUUAAAAAGUGGAGCUGCUAGGGCCCUUUCUACCUCUGCUGGGCUUCGGGGAGAGCCAGGCUGCCGUGCCCCCAGCCCGAGUUUCCCAGUCCUGGAGGGGUAGCCAGGUCAGGCCAUGAGGGGCCGACUUUCCAUUGAUUCAGGGGUCUGAUGACACAAGCUGACUCAUGGCUGGGCUGACUGCCCCCUCAGACUCCCCAGAGGCCCUUCCCUCUCAUGACUUGUGGGGCUCUUGCCCCCAGACUUCCUCCUUUCUGUGGUGGCAGGGCUCCAAGGGGAGGUCAGGGCCUGAGCUGGCCUCCUAUGCCUCAUCGCCACGCAGGCUAGACACCUGGACAUCUGGGUGACCUCACUUUAGGCAGCUAUGGCAGAGGCAGUGUGUUCUAGAAGGACCACUGAUCUGGGGGUCUAGAGGAAUAAGGCUCAGGUCCCGACUCUGUCCCUAAUUUGCUGAGUGACCUCAGGCAGAUCACUUUACCUCUCUGGACCUCAGUUUUCUCUUUGGGAAGCCAGGAAUUCAGAUACUGUGUUAAGGCUCCCUCUGCCUGGCAGUUUCUGGGACUCUGUGAUAUAAGUUGGACAUCAAAUUCUCUGAAAGUUGGGACACACAGUGCAAGUAGCCUUGGGGUGGGUGCAUGCAGGGAAUUUUCUCUGUAGGAGAUCCCCCCAGCCCCCGGGGCACACCGGUCUUGGUUCUGCACAGCUGGCUGCUCCCUCUGGCGGUGGACCGUGGAAUUUUCUCAUGCUGAAACCGGCCUUCCUGAGGGAGUCCCAGAAGUCACUGGGCGGAUUCCUUGGAGCGGCGUGACUAAUUUAUUGAUUUUUUUUUUUAUCAGUUUGUAAUCAGUUUCAUAUUUAUAAGGCUUAUUUAUAAUGUAUAUUUAAUGUUAAUAAUAUUGUGCUAACAUAUUUAAA